AUGGAAGCCUUUGACAAGUUCCUGGCGAGCCAGAAAUAUCAUGAUGUGUUGAGCAUUGUCAAGGGUUUCCGAAAUGGUGCUGUAUAUGGCGCGAAGAUACGAUUUCCACAUGCCCUGGUCAUGUCCUUUCUGUUUAGAAAUGGAAGUGUGAAGGAUAAGCUGAGAUUUGCAAUGAAGGCAACAUAUACCCACUCGAAAAACCUCGCUCUAUUUGUGACGAUAUACAAGAGUGUUUUGCUCGUGCUCAAAAAGCUGAGAGGGGUGGAGAAUCAAGGUGACGCUUUUGUUGCUGGCAUAGUAGGAGGUUAUAUAAUUUUCGGUGAAGAUACAGCUGUUAAUCAACAGAUCAGCUUGUAUGUGUUUGCAAGAAUUAUGAUUGGAUUGGCUUCUUUAGCUGUAAAGAAGAAUGUUAUAGCUCAACCCCCACAUGCAUACCCUGUAUUCGCUGCUGUCGUAUGGGGUAUUGUUAUGUACCUCUUUAGACAUGAUAGAGACGUCCUGCAACCCUCAUUACAAGCAUCUAUGCAAUAUCUGUACAAUGACUCGGACAAGUUUGACAAGUUCAUGAACUUCAUCUGGUACAACAAGGCUUGA
Molecule: messenger RNA, 594 nt
Organism: Synchytrium microbalum
Lineage: Eukaryota; Fungi; Chytridiomycota; Chytridiomycetes; Synchytriales; Synchytriaceae
Exons: 6
Coding region: 1-594 (197 amino acids)
Cellular component (GO): peroxisomal membrane
Source: RefSeq, a predicted model, not a curated record